This is a messenger RNA of Pelodiscus sinensis (Chinese soft-shelled turtle), 2110 nucleotides long. NCBI's taxonomy places the organism in Eukaryota, Metazoa, Chordata, Testudines, Trionychidae. The record is from RefSeq and is a predicted model, not a curated record.
AUAACUAUUGGUAGUGUGGACACUCUGCUUGCUUUUUUCAAAACCGGGAGUUAUUUCAAAAUAACUCUCUAGUGUAAACCAGGGAUAGGGUGCCACAGGAUCACUCGUUGUUUUUGUAGUGAAACUCGUGAGCUUUUAUAAAUGGGGAGAUCAUAUGGAAACGCAGACACAGCCAUUCUCUACAAGUCACUCUCUCUUUCUCUUAAAUUGCAGGUGGGUUUCUGCUCUGUGUAACAGCCCAGGCUCAAUAGCCAUAAAAAAGACCAACGAGUGGGUGAGGCGCAUCAGACUACCUCCAAAUAUUUUGAAUUAUAAAAGAAAUGAAUCUUGCAAAUGAUAGUGCAACUUCCAGAGACAUAUUUGACUGGGACUAUAUUCUCUGGAGUGUUCGUUUAAAGUUACUAGCAGCUGGCUUUUUUAUGUACCUGGGAGUAUCUUUUCUAGCUCACUGGCUGUCAUUAUGGAUCAGUGCCAGUUAUCCUGCUUUGUCAACAAAAAAGAAGAUUGAAUGGAAUAUAGAUAUCACACGUGGCGUGUUUGGAGUUCAGUGUUCUAUAGCUGGGUUCUGGGCCUUGCUUAUAGAUCCAGUUUUCCAAGCUGACAAAGUGUAUUCACAGCAAAAUUGGAGCUGGCUUCAUUGCUUAGUAGCCUCUGGCUGCAUGUUACUUGACGAUGUAUAUCUUCUUGUGUUUGAUAUUGUUUUCAGGACACGUAAUAUGAUCUUGUUAGUUCAUCAUUUUUUUGCUUCUGGUGCACUUCUUGGUCUGAUAAUUAACAUAAAGUCUGGACACUAUCUAAUCCUGAUAGGACUUCUGCUUGAGAUGAUCACUCCAUUAAACUGCCUGACAACAUUGCUUAAAGUGACUGGCAAUGCUAAUACUCUUCUGGGGAAGGUAAACCGAUGGGUGCAUCUUCAUAUUCAACACUGCCGUGUGGUCCUUACUUAUCACAUGUGGUGGGUUUGUAUUUCCAACUGGAAUGAUGUGGUGGAAAAUCUGGGACUUCCAUAUUUUAUUGUCUUUUUGAUGGGGCUAAGUAUACUUACAUUUAUAAUGAAUCCAUACUGGAUAUACACAUCGACUCCACGACUCUUUGGUCCAAUUGACACAAACUCUCCAAAUACAGCUUUGAAAAAAGGAUCCUCUGGAAAAUUAAAUAGUGAAACAUUCCAAAAGAAGAAGAUAUAGUUUUGGAAGAUUAUUGUUUAAUAAUUAUAUUUGAUUCUUCCAUUCUCUGUUUUACUGAUUAAAUGUAUGCUUCUUUGCUGUUCAACAGUUUCCAUCAGGGCUUUCCAUGCAGUACUAUUUUGCAUAUAGACAAUUAUUUUUGCAUAUGUUAAGGAUAACUUCAUGUUCAGCAAUCAGGAAUAACCAUGGUAUAAAUUUCUCAUAUUAAAAAACGAGUUCGUACAGGAUUACUUGUUGUUUUUUAAAGUUACAGAUCAACAUGGCUACCGCUCUGAGACUUCUCAUAUUAAGACUUUUAUAAUGGAAUAGGUGAAAACUGCCCAUUUAAUUAUUACAGAUUAUUAAUACCAAUGCAACUUCACAAAAAUUGUCUUUUAUGCAGGUAUGUCACAGGGUAUGCACAUCCCAUCUCUCUUUGGGGGUGGAGUGGGGGUAGUGAUAUUACCUACAGCCCACUGUACUCUGCCUGACUGUCUGAGGGUUCAGGGAUGUACGCCCUAAUGGCCAGGGUCAAUAUGACUGCCAUCGGCAUUCAGGGCCAUGUGGCCUAAUGAACAUAGUUGAGUGCUACCUAAAGGGGGUGGUAAAUAGGAAUAGGACCCAGGUCCACCCUACUCCACCAGGUUCCAUCCCAGGCCCUGUCAACGGUGGGUGAUUACAACAUGCAAACCUUACUUGGCUGGCAAAUACCACUCAUUCUGCCUCCCUGGAGCACUUUCUCCUGAGUCUCCUGGAGGUGGAGUUCAUAUAUCAUUGGCAUCUCUGGAUUCCCUGGCAUGGGUGGAUCACUGGAACUCUGACUUUUGCAUAUCGACUGUAGGUAGAAGGUUACAAGACUAAUCAUAACAUAAGAACGGCCGUACUGGGUCAGACCAAAGGUCCAUCUAGCCCAGUAUCCUGUCUGCCGAUAGGGGCCAGCACUA